UGGUAUCCCCUUGGAUUUGAAAAAUUUGUCAACAAGGAGAAGCCUUGUCAAGUAUCGAUUCUAGGUACUUCAGUCGUCCUCUGGUACGAGAACACUUCCUCGUCCUGGCGUGCAGCUCUGGAUCGCUGCCCUCAUCGACUGGUCAGACUGAGUGAAGGACGAAUCGAUCCUGUUUCAGGUAACAUCAAGAGUACGUGGGAUAGCUCACACAUAACAGGAAACAUUGAGUGUCCCUACCAUGGAUGGAAAUUUCGCGCGCAUGACGCGGUCAAAGGGUCCUGUACUUGCAUUCCGCAAUCCAAAGAUGAAGCGAAACUAGAGCGAGCGCCCUCAAGGCUUAUCACUCUUCCUGUUCAGUGCAGAGAUGGGAUGAUAUGGUGUUGGACGGCAAGACUGAUGGGUAGCGAGGCCGAACCGGACCCUUCCAAACUGAGCGCCAUGCUGCUCGAUCGCAUAGGAGCCCCUGGAAUCAUGCAUGUCGAUUACUUCCGAGAUCUUCCCAUGGAUGCAACCAUUCUCAUGGAAAACGUGCUGGAUCCGUCUCAUCUCCCCUUCACCCAUCACAGGACGAUCUCGCGAAGGGAAAGAGCAUCUCCACUGACUCUGGCCAUGAAGCAAACUGUGAGCCCUUCUGGUUUCUCGGCGACAAAGACGGCAGGGGAUACACUCAAUACGUCGAAGACCGGAGGGAGCGUGGAAUUCAUUGCUCCCAACACAGUGAUAUCUGCCACCAACCGAAAGCAGUCGUUCUCAGACUGGAACGUGGUUUAUGCUGUUCCCCAAUCUCCUGGAUUGUCGAGAAUCUAUGUCAGAAUCGUUUUUGAAACUGCAAAGAUGCCUUUGCCCCUCAGCCUUAUAUUCAAGUUUGCCUUUUCUCUCCCGUCCUUCCUUCUCCACUUGAACAACCACAAGAUCCUUGAAGAUGAUAACGUGUUCCUGCACUUUCAAGGGAAGUUGUUGCAAGGAGAGGCCCGCUUUCGGAGGGGAAAUCUUCUUUCUCCAGACUGGAAGACAAGAUUCUUCCUUCCGACGAAGAGUGACACUUUAGUCAGUGCCUUUCGUCAAUGGCUCGACAAGUACACAGGGGGGGAAGGAGCCAGUUGGUCACCGUAUGCGACGGAGUCGAAUUCCAAUCAGUUGGCUUGGAGGCAUGAGGAGCUCGUAGAGAGGUUUCAGCGACACACGAAGAAAUGUCAAAAGUGCUUACAAGCAUUCAAA
Molecule: messenger RNA, 1218 nt
Organism: Guillardia theta CCMP2712
Lineage: Eukaryota; Cryptophyceae; Pyrenomonadales; Geminigeraceae
Exons: 6
Molecular function (GO): 2 iron, 2 sulfur cluster binding; chlorophyllide a oxygenase activity
Source: RefSeq, a predicted model, not a curated record